Molecule: messenger RNA, 423 nt
Organism: Fusarium sp. VM40
Lineage: Eukaryota; Fungi; Ascomycota; Sordariomycetes; Hypocreales; Nectriaceae
Source: the annotation of a GenBank genome assembly
AUGCCCAGCUACAUCCUCACUGAGCCUUCCCCCUCCACAAACGUCUUCGUCCGUUCUGGUCGAGGCGGCUACGGCAACAUCUCCCGUGCCUCAAAGGACUCUUCCUCGUCCUCCCGCACCGUCCUCACACCCACAACCAGCACCACCAGCACAACUACUCCCUCAGGCCGUUUCUUCAGCGGCAUUGGCGGAGCAGGCAACGUCCACCGAGCCAGCGAGCAGCCCUCCGUCUCUCUCGACGCCGAGUACGACCGCAUCGCAGCCCGCGACCAGAUGGCCGCUGGCCACGUCGGCAUCGGCGGCGCAGGCAAUGUCUUCCACCGCAAGGACAGCGACGCUGGGUCUGACUCCAGCUCGAGCAGCUCCAUGAGCUCCAAGUCAAAGCUGUGGGCUCGCGUGAGCAGCACCUUCAGCCGAGACUAG